Ictidomys tridecemlineatus (thirteen-lined ground squirrel) is the source of this 2285-nucleotide messenger RNA. RefSeq names its product neurogenin 2 (gene Neurog2). Gene Ontology annotation, biological process: positive regulation of transcription by RNA polymerase II; forebrain development; sensory organ development. The record is from RefSeq and is a predicted model, not a curated record. NCBI's taxonomy places the organism in Eukaryota, Metazoa, Chordata, Mammalia, Rodentia, Sciuridae. Gene Ontology annotation, molecular function: DNA-binding transcription factor activity, RNA polymerase II-specific; E-box binding; protein dimerization activity. Gene Ontology annotation, cellular component: nucleus.
GCCAGACACGCAGCCACUGAACCACAAGCAGCUUCGCUUUAACUGGAGUGCCUGGAAGUCGCGUGCCAAGAGCCGCACGGCCAGGGACUGACUGACAGACAGACACGCACCACCACCACAACACACGAGACCCGGGCGGGCUGCCGCCGCCGCCGGGGCUCUUGGCAAACUCGCGGUCAGAGAGGUCCCCUGCAGAGCCGCGCCACAGUAGCGCCAGGCCCGCUUCUUUCCAGCGUAGAGAAGGACACAGCGUUGCUCCCGAGUGCGGGGAGAUUCCAGGCACACGCCAAAGUAAUAGUUACGCUGCGGCAUAUUAGAACCAACUAGGAUGUUUGUCAAAUCCGAGACCUUGGAGUUGAAGGAGGAGGAGGACGUGCUCGUGCUGCUCGGCUCGGCUUCCCCAGCCUCAGCCUCCCUGACCCCGUUGUCGUCUAGCGCUGAGGAGGAGGAGGAGGAGCUGGGCGCGUCGGGAGGGGCGCGUCUGCAGCUUGGGGCCGAGGCCGGGCAGGGGGCGCGGGGCAACUCAGCGGCGGGUGCCGAGGGCUGCAGGCCCGCACGGCUGCUGGGUUUGGUACACGAGUGCAAGCGGCGCCCCUCCCGAUCACGGGCAGUCUCCCGGGGCGCCAAAACUGCCGAGACUGUGCAGCGGAUCAAGAAGACCCGCAGACUGAAGGCCAACAACCGCGAGCGCAACCGCAUGCACAAUCUCAACGCGGCGUUGGAUGCGUUGCGCGAGGUGCUCCCCACGUUCCCCGAGGACGCCAAGCUCACCAAGAUCGAGACGCUACGCUUCGCUCACAACUAUAUCUGGGCGCUCACCGAGACCCUACGCCUGGCAGACCACUGCGGGGGCGGGGGCGGGGGCCUGCCGGGGGCGCUCUUCUCCGAGGCGGUGCUGCUAAGUCCCGGAGGUGCUAGCGCCGCUCUGAGCAGCAGCGGAGACAGCCCAUCGCCCUCUUCCACGUGGAGUUGCACCAACAGCCCCGCACCGUCCUCUUCUUCGUCCUCCAAUUCCACCUCUCCUUACAGCUGCACUUUAUCUCCCGCCAGCCCCACAGGGUCAGACAUGGACUAUUGGCAGCCCCCACCCCCCGACAAGCACCGCUAUGCACCUCACCUCCCCAUAGCCAGGGAUUGUAUCUAGAGCUGCCAUCUCUGCUUCCCACGCCAGGGCCAUAGUGGGUUCUCUUUCCUGGUUCCAACCAAGCCCUCCUCCCAUUUCUUCCUUGCCCCUACUUUUCACUCCCUGGAAACCACCUCACUUAGAGCAGAUGUAGCCGUUGUGAUUUCUCGGUUGGUUGUUGCAUUCCUAGGCUUUGGGGUUAAUUUCGUUCAGUCGGGUUCUGAUUUAUUGAAGGUCUGAUGAGUCAAAGAGGAUAGUGGCGUUUGGGGGCGCUUCCUGAGACCGAAAGGACGCUGUGAAGAGAUGAGGAUGGCAUAUCUAACGAAUUUGUGGAGCGGAAUGACGCUCCUCCCCUCUCUCGGAAACGCCAGAGGGGCAACUCGGUGCAGUUCGUGUGAAUCUCCCAAGGGGAAUGCAACUGGUUCCUGUGAUCUCUUCACCUUUGCUUCCACAUAGAGAUGUUAAUGUCGAGUAGAAAGACAUGGAUCUUAGCAUCUGAAUGAUUUUAUCGGUAAUAAUAUUAUCCACAGAUUUGCAAUGGCUGGCAUCUGCUUUAUUCCCAUUGCUGUCUGCAGGCUGUGGGAAUUUCACCUGUCAAACCAAACUUUCCCUUUCUGAUGUGCACUUUGUUCUUUUUCCCAGAUUCGUCACAAUGCCUAUUGUUCCGUUCUUCUCUUUCCUUUUUCUUCCCCAUUUUGCCAUCUGUCUCUUAUGAUUUAUAAGGGGGGAAAAACUUGUUUUGUUAGAGGGCCAGGUUAGAAGUCAUUGUAUAAUUUGUAGGCUUUGUAAUGAUUGAAUGCAAGCGUGGAAAUUUAGGCUGAACUCUCUAUCAAAAGCAAAAAUGUGGAGGAAAAGGGAAAAAUCAGGAGGGAGGAUUGCUUCAUGCAUUAUUUAUCUCGACCUUUUAGAGGAGAAGGAACUCCUCCAUUCUUUCAAGAGAUUAGAAAUAAAUCAACAGUCUGAAAACCUAAGCAGACACGGAGCAUUAUCUGAAUCAGCCACACACGUGUUCUCUUCUAUUUAUUAUAAAGAAAAAUUUCAUGGGAAAAGUAUGUAUUUUUUGUAUAUUCUACAGAGUUUAUUCUAGUAUGUAUUUACAUCUUGAAGAACAAGAAAAUUGUUCUUGUGAUUAAACUAUAAAUAAAGUAUCUAAUUUUCAUAA